ACUUCAACCCCUUACAAAAAAAAAACAGAACAUGAAUUUAAAUGACUUUGUGGUGCUUCCGAACAAAAAUGCUGUAUCUGUCAAGCUCAAUUCCAGGAACCUACAAGACCUGCAGAUGGAGACGGAGACUCUUACUCAGGAGAGCAAAGAGAUGGAGGAGAAAUUGCAACAACUGAAAGAGAGGAUGAGUAAAGAGAAGGAAGAGAGAGGGAAUUCUGGAGGGUUUAGAUGGAAGUCGGGAAAGUGUGGUCCUUUAAUGAACAAUGCUCAAACCGACAGAGCCACUAAGAACAAGGAAAACAAACUCCAAAAGCUGUCAGAAGGCAAGUUGAAGAUCCGAGUGCUGAGGGAUGAACCGCUGACAGUGCACCCUAAGCCACCGCCUCAACCCCCCUCCUCUUCCAUCGGCCUGAAAACAAAAACAAAAAACAGGCUGAGGGGAAAGUGCUGUGGACAAUGUGAAGUCAAGACUGCUGGGCUAAUGUGCGCUGAAUGCACAGAGGACUACUGCAUCGGCUGCUUUACCAAAUUCCACCAGAAGGGUGCACUGAAGCUCCACAGGAUUAUCCCCAUUCAGACAGACCUACAGACUCAUGUAAGCACUCGGGAUGUGGUCAGCUGCAUCCGGAAACAGUGUAACCCCAACUCCUGUCCUGCUCCUACAAGCCCUAAACCCAGUCCCAAAUCCAAACCUAGACCAGAUCUCACCUCUAUGUCCAAUGCAUUAACCAUACAUGGAAAUAAGCAACCAGGGGAAGAAACAGAGGUGGAGGCAAAACCUAUGCAAUUGCACCAUGAUAACAGUCAGUUCAAAGACUUCAACCAAACCCUAAUUGAUGCCAAAUCCACAGGCUGCAUCUACUGA
Messenger RNA from Labrus mixtus (cuckoo wrasse), 865 nucleotides. It is a transcript of the gene zbbx, whose product is annotated as zinc finger, B-box domain containing. The transcript has 8 exons. Gene Ontology annotation, cellular component: motile cilium. The record is from RefSeq and is a predicted model, not a curated record. Gene Ontology annotation, biological process: cilium movement. The coding region runs from base 32 to 865 and encodes 277 amino acids. Lineage: Eukaryota; Metazoa; Chordata; Actinopteri; Labriformes; Labridae. Gene Ontology annotation, molecular function: zinc ion binding.